CCACAGGGCGAGCUCUGACAAUAACAAAAGAUCAUGGGAUUAAUAAUAAACAUUGAAUAGCUCGUUCAAUGGACGCAUGCUAUCGUUGUCCUUCAAUUAUCCACGAGAAACUCGCCCGUUAACGUUUAUCCGUAUCAAUCGUCAUCAUGUUAGCUUUCUUCCCAGUCUAUGGGUAAAGAUAAUGUUGCGAUCUGAGACUACGUAGAGUGCGUGUGACGAUAACAAUGGACCAAAAUAAGAAGAGACUGGGGAGCCAACUGUGUAAAGCCGUGAAGGAUGAGGACCCAAGGUCCGUGCAGGCGCUGCUCUCGCGGGGCGCCAGGGCCGACGUGGUGGGCGCCAGGGGCGUGGCGGCGGUGCACCUGGCCGUGGGGAAGGAGACGGAGAAGAGCAUCCGUUGCCUGAAGCUGCUGCUCCAGCACGGAGCGGACCCCAACGCCAGGUCGUCCGAGGGUCUUACACCCCUCCAUGUGGCUGCGCUGUGGGGGUGUUACCAAAACGUCAAGCUGCUGUUGGCCAAUGGAGGGAACCCCAAUGUUACCGACCAGGAUGGGAACACUCCGGGGCAGUUUGCAGAGCAACAGGACAACCGCAAGUGUGCCCAACUCCUCCAGAGCCACCAGACCCAGUCCGCAGACGGCCAAGAGGAUCUGACGUGUUUCCAAUACUCUCUAUACUCGGACCAGACGGACGUGUCGAGCUACCCCGACUCAGAGACCAGCCUCAGCUCGCGCUCCUCCAUGAUCAGCGACUUUGGUGACGACCCGCUGAGCAGCACCAGACACUCUGCCCUGUUCGACCACCGGGCACCGAGCCAACCCACCCCCUGGUGGAGACGGGGGCCCUCGAACGGCCAGGGGGACGCCAACCCCACCGGGGCCGGGGGUCCGGGCCGAGACUGGAACCAAAACAAAGAGUGGGCGUGCGGCGACGGACCCUCGUUCCUGUCCAGCACCCGCGUGUCCACGGUGGGCUGCGCCUCCGCCGGGCCGGUCCCCCAAGAGGACGUUUCGUUGGGGGACGUCACGUGGGCGCCAAACCCCUUGGAGGGCCCGUCGCUCCUGUCGAGCACGCGCAUGUCUACGGCGGGACCCGAUCCGCCCUAUCAUAAUGUUGAGGCUCCGUUCCAAAGGGGGAGCUCACACCCUCUAGGGCUUGAGGGCCGACUUUCGGCCAUAAACAUAGACGCUCCUACGAUCGCCGUCGCCGGCCCCCCCAGGCGAGCGAGCCGCAAGAGCGUCAGCUUCCGCGCGGCGGCCGAAUAUUUCCCCGUUUUCAGGCCGGACUCCGCUGAGCCUGCGUUCGACACGGCGCCCUUUGACUCCUCCCAGGACGCCGACUUUCUGAGCUCUGAGCACCUGGUGACCGUCCUGCAACGGCAGGGCAUCGACGUGACCUCGCCCGACCACGUGCACGUGUUUGACUGGGACUGCGGCGAUGACACAGAGGGGGACAUGGAGAAAACGGUGAUGAGUAACUUCCGUUUGGCCGGGGGCGAGGAGACAGACGACGAGGAGGAGGAGGAGGACAGCAGCAGUGGGAGUCACUACAGCAGCUGUGACAGCGACCAUUACACGACCGCCCACUACACCACGGCCCACGGAGGCCUCGUACCGUCCAGCCGCUCCGCCUCCUCCGAGGAGGAAGCGAGGGAGGGAGCGCCGACACCGGAAGACCAACCUGAACAGGAGGCGGAGUCAAAGCUGGACAGAGCAGAGGAAGUACCAGCCCGGGCGGGCAAACCCAGCCGGUCCGACCAACCGCCUGCCACCGACUCUGAACCCGAACCCCCUCGGGACGUUUCAGAAAAGGCGGUCAAUAGCGCAAAUGAGGACGCCGACGGUGUUGGUGAUGAAGCCACCGCCCGAGCCCGCCGCAGUCCCGUCGCCCAAGCGGCCGGGGGCCCCCCCGAAGACCCCGACACCCCCUUCACCCCGAGCCCGUUCGUGACGGGCCGGACCCGUUCCAGGCUGAGCCGCUGCUCGGUGAGGUGCAGCGGCGGCGGCGGCGGCAGCAGCCGGACCCUGGAGAGCCUCCUCUCCGACGCGUCCCUCUUCGAGGCGACGCUGCCCACGCCGGUCAGAACCAGCCGCAAGACGCCCCGGUCUCAGAGCAGCGACGACGUGUUCUACCCCAGCCCGCGGCCGCGCGGCUACGCCCAACCGAGGGGCGACGGCAGCAGGGAUCUCCCGGGGAGCUCCUUGACCUCUGACCUCCAGUCGUCGCGGUCCAGCUCGGGGCUGAGCGACAGCCAGGCGGACACCUUCAUCCUCCCGCGGGGCGGGGCCGAGCCGUCGCAGAGUCUGCCCGACACCCUCAUUCUGGAGAGGCAGGCGGACUCGCAGAGCCUUCACUGUGAGGAUUACCUCAAGUCAUACGCGCCCAAGGUGGUGUGUCACGAGAUCAGAGAAGAGGAGGAGGAGGAGGAGUUUCUGACCGACGACCGGACCAGCUCCGACGCGGUGAAUCCGCGGGAGGAACCGAACGCAGCGGCAGGAGCUGAGCGGAUGGACGUCCCGGGGAGCAGAGGGAAUCCCUGGAUCACGGAGGGCAGCGACACCGACGUCGACCCCAGCAGCACCACCACCACCUCCUCCUCUCCGACGGGCUCGUCGUCCGCCAGCUCGUGCUACUUCUCCCCGAGGAGGCCCCGGGAGGGCUCCUCCGACACCCCCGUCACCCCGGGCGCCACGGGCUGCACCCCCAGGUUCAGCAUGAGCCGGCUGUCGCUGGGCCUCCGCCGGUCCCAGGGCCACCUGGCCCCCGACCGCCACCCCCGGGCCUACACCCCCGGGGGGCGGCCGGCCGCCCCGCCCCCGGAGGAGCCCGUGGAGUACCUCUACACGGACACGGAGCAGGGCCACGAGCUGAUCGAGACGCACAUCCCCCCCACCGGGGCUGAGGAGACGGUGCUGUACGACUGGAGGUCCCUGAGGGCCGACAGAGAGGAGGAGGUGAAGGGGGGCAGAGCGUUGCCGGACACCCUGGGGAUGACGGACAAGGAGCUGAGGCGCCGGCUGGUGGCGCUGGGGGAGAGCCCGGGGCCCAUCAGCACUCGGACCCGGCCCGUGUACGUGAAGAGGCUCCGUCGUCUCGUCCUGGAGUCGAACUCGCCGGCGACGCCUCAGCAGCAGCUCAAGCAGCCGGACCACACGCACACAGACUUAGGCUACAGUGUGGAGCUGAGCAGAGCCCUGAGGACCUUUGACCUCCCCGACUGCCACGCGGCCGAGAUGGAGCUCUGCCAGCAGUUCGACCAGCCCGACCAGAACAAGAAGUGGAGGGAGGGGGUCAUCAAGUCCAGCUUCAACUACCUGCUUCUGGACCCCCGGGUGACGAAGAACCUGCCGUUCCGCAGCCGCAGCAUGUCGCCCCAGGAGUGCUUCCACACCUUCGUGCACGCUGUGUUCUACGUGGGGAAGGGCAAGCGCUCCCGGCCCUACAGCCACCUGUACGAGGCCCUGGAGUACUUCAAGGGGGACAAGACCUCGAAGAAACUGUGCUCCAAGGUGCAGCACAUCCUGCAGGUGUGGCGCGAGGACCAGGGGGUCGUCUCCCUGCACUGCUUCCAGAACGUAAUCCCCGUGGAGGCCUUCACCCGCGAGGCCUGCAUGGUGGACGCCGUCGGGCUGAAGAUGCUGACCAACCAGAAGCGAGGGGACUACUACGGCGUGGUCUCCACUUGGCAGGCCAGGAAGAGGCGGGAGCUCGGUGUGCACCUGCUCUACCGGGCCAUGCAGAUCUUCCUGGCAGAGGGAGAGCGCCAGCUGCGGCCUGCAGACAUCAGACAGUAGCGCCCCCUACUGGAUGGAGGGUGAAAUACGAACGCUUUCUGAUUCAGGUUAAAGGAGACUCGUAUGCCACCCGUGAGUGGGAUCGGCCUUACAAGCCG
Molecule: messenger RNA, 3892 nt
Organism: Gadus chalcogrammus (walleye pollock)
Lineage: Eukaryota; Metazoa; Chordata; Actinopteri; Gadiformes; Gadidae
Gene: ankle1
Product: ankyrin repeat and LEM domain containing 1
Exons: 12
Coding region: 225-3794 (1189 amino acids)
Molecular function (GO): endonuclease activity; protein binding
Source: RefSeq, a predicted model, not a curated record